Neoarthrinium moseri is the source of this 2148-nucleotide messenger RNA. RefSeq lists its product as uncharacterized. NCBI's taxonomy places the organism in Eukaryota, Fungi, Ascomycota, Sordariomycetes, Amphisphaeriales, Apiosporaceae. Gene Ontology annotation, cellular component: exon-exon junction complex. Gene Ontology annotation, molecular function: mRNA binding. The transcript has 2 exons. The record is from RefSeq and is a predicted model, not a curated record. Bases 1 to 2148 code for a protein of 715 amino acids. Gene Ontology annotation, biological process: mRNA processing.
AUGGUUGCCCGCCGCAGGGUUGAUGAUGACGGCGAGGAUGACUUCGACCUCGACGACGACUCGCUCACCGAAGGCUCCGUAGCCUCGGACGACAAUGACUUGGCAGAUGAUAGCGAUACUAGCAAUGUCGACGAGACAUCCCCCACCUCCCCUGCCGUGCGCAAGGCACAUGCUCGUGCCGCUAAUGGCCACGCGAGGUCGGGCACCGCAAAAGCAUCCGGCAGCUCUGGCAACGAGCCCAGGGGCAAGGCUGGCAAGGCAGCUCAGACAGCCGUUUCGGACACCGAGUUCAUGUUAAACGGCCUGACCAUCUCGGACAGGACGGAGACGGUUCAGGAGAUGAACUUUGAGGAUGCCACCACGGAGACCCAGGCCCAGCCUUCCACGCAAGCGGCGGCUCCUGUCAUCGUGAGCUCCAGCUCGGCAGCCAUGGACCAGCCACAGGAUCACCCCCACGAUCGACGACGCAAGGAGCACGAUGAGUACAGGCGGAAACGGGAUGAGGAUCCGGCCUUCGUGCCCAACAGAGGGGCCUUCUUCAUGCAUGACCACAGACACGCUGGUCCAUCUACCAAUGGCUUCCGGCCGUUCGGCAGAGGAGGACGCGGCAGAGGCCGUGGUGGUGCUAUCGGAGGGCCCUUUGCCCCGGCAAGCCAUCAAUUUUUCAACCCAUCAGAUCCAACAGUUAGUGCACCAUGGGCUCACGACAUGCACGAGACUGUUGCGGAACCUGCUCGGCCACCACGGCAGCCAAUCCACCAUCGUCCCACGGUUGAUGAUGGCCCGCCCAACGGCGACGGCUACAUUCCUACGUGUGACAUGAGCUCGACGCCCAUCAACCGAACAUUGUCUACGGAGAAGCGGAUCGGCAACGUACAGAUCAGGGUGUUUAUCCCACCGCUAAAGACGCCCGUCGUGUUUUCGGCAAUCCCGGUCAAGCAAUACACCAAAUUGCCCGAUCACCGCCCACCCCUGCGACGAGACAAGCCUGUGCGGAUCUCUCUACCCAACUUCCCACCUCGCUACAUCUUCCCGGCUACGGACCGGUCGUUCAUCUUCAUCCCGCGAGCCUUGCGGCCGAAUCAGCAGCGUCUGCGUGGCAAACCAAGAUCUGGGCUCGGUUCCAUUGGGGGCUUCUCGCGGAGAACGAGCGUGUUUGGCGGAAGCUAUUACAAUGGAAGCCAUUACAACGGCAGCCAGUAUUCCCCCAGUGUUGCUCUCAGCAGGCGUUCUUCGAUUGCGCCGGAUAUGGGGCGGGACUUCCUCGUGUCGCCAACCGGCUCAGCGAUCUCGCGCCCUCCCAUGGCCAUGGACGCCUCUCGGCCUGUGGUAAGGCUGCCACCACGCGCAGAGCCACAGGGGCCCAGUGUUGAUGGUACAUAUGGAGAUCGGGCUUCUGCUGUUGGCCAGACGGCUAUUAACGACCUGCCCCAGCCGCAGACUUACCCUCUCCCGCAGAAACCGAUGCAAGAGAACCAGCCCGCUGCUAUUCCUAUGCACCAACCACGGCCGCAGAAGACGGUGUCGGUCCAGAAUAUUGAAUCACCAACCUUCCAGCAACAACAGUCACAGUCGUAUCAGCAGGCUUUCCACCACCAGGUACCUGUGCAGGUGUCAAAUGGCUUUGCUCACGACUCCCACGCUCGCCGCCCGUCGUACCCUUCACAGCACUCGACAGGCACCCCCUUGUCCCAGAUUCCGGAACGUGCCAUCCACGCAGCUCCAUUCCAGCCCACGCACUUUUCGCAACAAGGCUACUAUCCUCCUUACCAGAUGAUGCAGCAGCCGCCUCAUCAAGGUUACUAUUAUCCAGGCGCAACCCCUUACUCUGCUGCAGCGCCUGCCUUUGUUCCUGGUAAUCAGCAGGGCCCACCGCAAGGUGAUGGUGCACAGCCAAACGGGCAGAUGGCACCUAGUGCCAAUCUAGUUGCACAAGAGGUCAACGGCAUGGUAUACUACUACGACGCUUCGCAACUACCACAGGUCCCACAGGUACCGCAGGUGCCCCAAGUUCCUACCUACCCGCCUUACUCAGCUCCCCAAGGGUAUCCGGGGAACAACGGGGUCAUGAGCCUCAAUGGGGUGGUCACGCCCAGCCCAGACGGGUUUUACUACCCGCAACCCAACACUGUCUACUAUCCUCAGUAG